GCCAAUCCCAGGCGGCGAGCCAUGGUGGCAGGAUCGGCAGUCGCGCAGGCUAUCGGGGCAUAUGGCUCAUGGAAGGACGCGACGCGCCUUCUGCAAGAACUCGAAGACGCCUAUGCUCGGACGAGGUCGGCGGCAGAUGCGAGUCGCUGGGUCGAGGCGACAACAGAGGCCAUCCGCUGGGCGUUGGCGACCGCCGCCCGGUCGUCCCAGCAGGCCCAAGCCCAUCUCCACGCCUGCCUCGUCCAGCUCGCCAAGGGUCUGUCCGCGCCAAAGCUUCCAGCUCAGGCUGCGCCGUUUGUCUACGCCACGUUGCUCGUCCAGCUGCUAUCAACGUACCCUGUGCUGGAUGGCGCCGGCGUUGUCCUCGCGUUCUGUUAUCUCCAACAUGGCCAGUUGGACGAGGCCAAGGUCCUUUUGGACGGCCUCCAACAAGCCUCCUUACACGCCUAUGCGGACGAGGUAUGCAUACUGCACGCCGCACUCGCUCUCAUAUGCGACGGCCACGACCCGCAGCCAGCGCUCGCCUCUCUCCUCACGCGCAUUGAGGCAGCCCCGACGCCGGCGCUCUCGUUCUGGUACGUCUUGCUGUCCAUCCAUGCCCGGACGCCGACGACAGACCUGCGCCAUCUGCUCCCGCACCUCGAGGUCGCCAUCGCCGGCGACUAUCAACCCGUUGCAAGCUGCAACUUGCAUGCAUUUGUCUUGGCUCAAGGCAGCGGCAGCUUCAAGGCUGGGGAUUUCCGCGAAGCGGGCGAGCUCCUUGCGCGGGCCAUGCAGAUGGAUUUUGACCAGCCGGAUGCGGCGUUCAACUACGCGAUGCUCUUGGGCAAGAUGGGCAAGGCGCAUGAGAUGCAGCAUAUGCUGGAGCUCGUGCUCGAGGCCAUGGUGCCGCCGCCGCCGGCCGCGCUGACCAUCACGCCUCGGCAGACCACCGUGACCCGCGUUCGUCAGCACUUGGUCGCCACUAGUCUCGAGAACCACGAGUACGCGACCGCCAAGCGGGUUGUUGAAGCCUUGACACAGGCCCGCGACCUGGUGGAGGUCGCCAGCCCGUUUCAAUUGUCCCAGCUCAUUCGCGACCGCAUCUUUGUGCUCCUCGAGCUCGACUUGCACGAAGAUGCAUUGGAAAUUGCCGACGCCGCGCUGCAACGCCACUUUGUCGAGUUGGAUCCCGUGGUCGUGCUCUACAAGGCCGACGCGCUUCUCUGCCUCGGCCGCAUCGACGAGUGCACGUGGACCAUGGACCGACUGGACGGCCUCGGCGCGGUUGAGAGCGCGCCAACGCUGCACGCUCAAGUGCUCAACAACCACGCACUCACGCUGGCGUGCCGAGGCGACGUCGAGGGCGCGGUCCGAAAGCUCCACGAGUGCCGACGUUUGUUCCCACGUUGCCGACACGCUGCGUUCAACUUGACGCUGCUGUUGUGGCGCAAAGGAGACAAGGCCGCCGCGUGCGUCGUCUGGCUCGACCACACGGCGGCCGUUGUGGACGCCACCGUGACGCGCGGAGUAAGCGUCGUGGCCAAGCCGACGACCCACGUCAAGUCGCGCAGUCAGGGGCAGGUCGAUCCGAUCCAAGUCGCGGCGCUCGACCGCCUCGUCCGGUCGUUCUCAAACUCCGAGGCCAACGUGCGCGUCGUCCAGCGGGCGCUCGAGCUCGGCCGGCACUUUGCCGACGUUAUGGCCGCACCCAAGCAAGGCGCGACGACCGCUGUCGUCUCUCUGGCGACCCUCUUUUUCGCGCUCUUUCUGCCGCAGUGGUCGUCGACGACGUCGAUCGUCAUGCUUCCGUCACCCAUCGACCCGUCGCUGCCGUUCGCGGCGGCAAACGCAACGCUGCACGUCGGCAUCUGGGGCGCGUGCUUGGCUGUCACGUCGAACCGGCCGGACGCGACCCCGUUUGACCCCAGCGCGAUCUACACGUGUGCGAGUCUCUUUGGCCACACGCUCGUCCAGGUCAACUGCACUUCGGGGCGGGGCGUGCGCAAGUGCUCGCCCACGGCAACGGAAUCGCUGCCAGCGUCGCUCUGCAGCAAGACCCGACACGGGGCGCCACUCAAUUGGCACCAAUCGCUGCAUGCGACGGACCCGCCGGUGCGCGACAUCCGCACUUACCUUGAUGCGACCUGCGGUAGCAUCGGCCGCGUCGUCGUCGGUACCGCCGGCAUCACUCUUGCGUCGGCGUCGGCGUGCACGUUUUGUCUUUUGCUCGACGGCCUCCUCUGCGUCUGCGCCUGCACAAAACGCAUCUUGCGAGCCGCGGUCGCGUCCGGCUACUGUACCGUUUUGUGGGGAGCUCUGCUGCUUGGCGCGUGGCGCACUCAAGUCGCCAACCUCCCGAACGCGCGGUUCGCCUUUACAGUCUACGCAGCGCUCAGUGCGCUGUGUGGAUUUGCCAUUACCACGUACUUUAUACAGUGCCACGCAACACUCGUGGUGCCGCGGCCCGUCAAGACCAUGCACACCAAGCUCUCGCGUGGCAGCGUCUACGUGGACACGCGCACUGGCAUGCACGUUCUCGUCGAAGAGACGAUCUCCGAACCGCCGUCAGCCUACGUCUAGACGACCUUUCUCUCUCGUCUUGGG
Molecule: messenger RNA, 2586 nt
Organism: Saprolegnia parasitica CBS 223.65
Lineage: Eukaryota; Oomycota; Saprolegniomycetes; Saprolegniales; Saprolegniaceae
Exons: 7
Coding region: 22-2562 (846 amino acids)
Molecular function (GO): protein binding
Source: RefSeq, a predicted model, not a curated record